Molecule: messenger RNA, 2190 nt
Organism: Cuscuta epithymum
Lineage: Eukaryota; Viridiplantae; Streptophyta; Magnoliopsida; Solanales; Convolvulaceae
Source: the annotation of a GenBank genome assembly
AAACUCUCCACCACAGUUUCCCAUUCAUUUAAAAUUGUGCCUUACAAGUGCAAAAGCAAAAGCAAAAACGUUACCGAGUGUGAAUAUAUAUGUGUCCAACGUCACAUAUGAGGUUGUAUGCAACGCGUAUGUACAUAUAGCCGAAUCAGCGAAAUAAAAGGUUAGAAAGCUGACACGAACAAUCUCCACCGAAGGCACAGUUGCGUCCACUCCAACCACAACUUCACAACAAAACGCCGUGCGCCAGCGCUGCGCCACCGCCAGAAAUAGAGAGUGGAGCAUAUAAAUCAUACGCUCCGCAAAUUUCUCCCCCGUUUUAUCUUUUGCGACAGAGAAGCGAAGAGGAAGUGGGAGAAAAAGAACGUUCUCGCUGUAUUGUUCGGCACAGUCCGGAAAAUGGUGGAUCAGUAUCUCGCCGGUACGGUUCUCGCCGCUAUUUUCGGGCUUGUGGCGGUUUAUAACUUGCUCUUAAAGAGAAGCGGCGGUAGGAUUGAAAGGGGCGAUGUUAACACAACGAGCAUUGUCGACAGCGAAUGCAGAUCAAGAAAUGACGGUCACAGAGAUGCCGACGUCAUUAUUGUCGGUGCUGGUGUUGCCGGUGCCGCUCUGGCUCAUACCCUCGGCAAGGAUGGUAGGAGGGUUCAUGUGAUUGAAAGAGACUUGACAGAGCCAGACCGAAUUGUUGGAGAACUGUUGCAACCAGGUGGUUACCUCAAGUUGCUUGAGUUAGGGCUGGAAGAUUGUGUGGAAAACAUUGAUGCACAAAGAGUAUUUGGGUAUGCGCUUUUUAAAGAUGGGAAGAACACUCGGCUUUCGUAUCCUUUGGAGAAAUUUCAGUCAGAUGUUUCUGGAAGAAGCUUUCACAAUGGACGUUUCAUUCAAAGAAUGAGGGAGAAAGCUGCUUCUCUUCCCAAUGUCAAAUUAGAGGAAGGAACAGUGACAUCAUUGCUUGAAGAGAAGGGAACUAUUAAAGGAGUGCAGUAUAAGUGUAAAUCUGGUGAAGUGUUGAAAGCCCAUGCACCGUUGACUAUCGUGUGUGAUGGUUGUUUUUCAAAUUUGAGACGGUCACUUUGCAGCCCCAAGGUAGAUGUGCCUUCUUGUUUUGUUGGUUUAAUCUUGGAGAACUGCCAACUUCCAUAUGAUAACCAUGGACAUGUUAUACUAGGAGAUCCAUCGCCCAUCUUGUUUUAUCCGAUAAGCAGUACUGAGAUCCGCUGCCUUGUAGAUGUUCCCGGUCAAAAGGUUCCAUCCAUUUCCAAUGGUGAAAUGGCCAAUUAUUUGAAGAAUGUUGUUGCUCCUCAGGUUCCUCCCGAGCUGUAUGAUGCAUUCAUAGCUGCUGUUGAUAAGGGCAAUAUACGUACGAUGCAAAACAAAAGCAUGCCUGCUGCUCCCCUGCCUACACCUGGGGCUUUACUUAUGGGUGAUGCGUUCAACAUGCGCCAUCCCCUAACUGGUGGAGGAAUGACUGUGGCCUUGUCGGAUAUAGUUGUAUUACGUAACCUACUCAAACCAUUGUAUGAUCUCCAUGAUGCACCCUCACUCUCCAACUAUUUGGAAUCCUUUUACACCUUGCGUAAGCCGGUGGCAUCUACCAUAAAUACACUUGCAGGUGCACUUUAUAAAGUGUUCUGUGCUUCACCCGACCAAGCAAGGAAAGAGAUGCGCCAGGCAUGCUUUGACUAUUUGAGCCUGGGAGGGGUUUGCUCGACAGGCCCUGUGGCUUUGUUAUCUGGUUUGAACCCCCGACCGUUGAGUCUGGUUUGCCAUUUCUUUGCAGUUGCAAUAUAUGGAGUUGGCCGUUUGCUGCUUCCUUUCCCCUCACCAAAACGCAUGUGGAUGGGGGCAAGAUUGAUUUCAGGUGCAUCUGGCAUUAUUUUCCCGAUUAUAAAGGCGGAAGGAGUAAGACAGAUGUUCUUCCCCGCAACAGUUCCAGCUUAUUACAGAGCUCCUCCUGCUAAAUGAGUUGUUUGCAGAUUGUUGUAUCUUUGACACACUUUUCCUCGCCCCUGCCCCUCCAUUUUCUCCCGCCUUAUUGGCUAAAUGAAAAAAUGAUUGUUUGUGAGUUACCAUAGUCUAUAAAGUGUGUUAGAAAAUCAUUUAUUGUGCAGCAAAUUGUAAUCACCUUUAUAUCAAACUACUUUCAACAUUCUCCUCGAUAUUUAUCAAGGGCAAAAUUUCAUAGUCUGUCAU